CGAACGUUGAACGAUUUUGAUUCCAUAUUUUUGCGUAUCAGCGAGAUGAUUUUUCGUAUCGAUUUUUAUUCUAAAAAUGUGUAAAUUCUGUUCGAUUGUGUUCCAAUUGUAAUUUAGCACCGAAUUACUGAGCCCCUUCCGGCUGUAGUUGACGUAUUUACGAGGGUAUCAUCGGAUUAAAGAUGACUUCCGAUGCUGUCCUGCAACAGUAUCUGGAGCUUUGCUCCGGGAGAAUCGACCGGUUAGGUUAUCAGCUGGCUUCGAACGCCGUACUGGAGUGGAAUGGAGUAACUAUCCGUUUUAGUGGUAGAAUUGUAAAAUUCCUUCGCCAAAAAUUACAUACUGGGCUGGUUCAACAUUUCUCGAACGCCUGCGCGGUGGAACCAUUCGAAGAUCGUCAGACACAUGUUUCCACCAAAAUCAUACCACCGGAAAAUUUGGUUUUAUCAGCGAGCCCCGCUCUAGAAGAACUAGAGUCGCCGGAACUUCCCGUCUCGCCCAGUACAAGCGGCUGUGAAUUUACCCCAACCCGCGAGGAUCUAAGCUUUGAAACGCCUCCACGAACUCUACCGGCAGCGCCACACCCUCCACCCGUGACUGCCGGUCGUCAAUUCCUGCCCCUCUCGAGUGAUGAUGAAGAUGACGAACAGCCAUCCGCUACCAAGCGCACCAAUAGUUCGCCAUCUCCGAUAGAACCUCGACAAAAUGCUUACUCCGAACUUUACUAUCUGGAAGCGACCGGUACCGUGCGGAUGACAAACGAACAAAAACAUCGUGGUACCCGUACCACACAUCACAUUCCCCGGCAGGAAACGUCGCCGGAUGGCUCCAGUCAGUCACAAACACCCGUACGCUCCAUUGAUCGAGCCGCCGAAAAACGAACCCGUCUGAAAAUUUCCUACCGGAAGCAUCUCCGCUCACAGGAGAUUCAGUUUGCCCUGAUCAUCUACGAGCAGGAAUCAACCCGUUCGGCUACCGUUCGAAGGAACCUGUUCUGUGGCGAACAACAACCGACUGUCGAUUCCGGAGAGGAAACAACCUCUCCGACACGCCGAACGAAUCCUGCUUCCGGGGAAGCCACCCCACUGCCAGAAUCUCCUCCCACGGUUGAACCAGAAGUUGCCGCACCGCCACAAACAUCUCCGGUACAACCACCAGGAACUCCCUUCAAACGCCGUCGUGUUCCGCCAAUGGUUGUCGGUAGGCGAACUUCUCCGCGAAGGGUUCGAGGAGAUGAGUUCGGUUUGGGUUCGACCAGUAGUAGUAGUACUAGCAGUCCUGUGAAUGUUCAAAAGACGUGGCCACGAAAGCAUCAUCAUCAAAACGAGGAAGGUGGAUCCUCGGCGAAAAAUCGCAAGCUUGCAAAUGUUCCCACGACCAUCAGGAAACCGUUGCGGUUCUAGUUCGCUCGGAAACCGUUUUUCAACUUUUGUUCGUUGUAAUUGUUUUAUUUUUAACGUUUAGAUUGUAAAUAUAUUUUGUAGAAUAUAUUUCAAAUACUCGAAUUGAUUAGGAAAAAAAAGCGGAU
Molecule: messenger RNA, 1528 nt
Organism: Topomyia yanbarensis
Lineage: Eukaryota; Metazoa; Arthropoda; Insecta; Diptera; Culicidae
Product: formin-binding protein 4-like
Exons: 3
Coding region: 183-1403 (406 amino acids)
Source: RefSeq, a predicted model, not a curated record